AUGGCCUUAUCUAAAGCCAAGGCCUUGUCUUUAGACGACUGCCAAUGUCUCCUUUGUACGGAAUUCCUCAUUGAGCCCAUAACUCUGCCUUGUAACCACACAGUGUGCAAAUCAUGCUUUAAAGCACUUCUCCGGAAAAAAAAUUUAUUCUGCCCCUUCUGCCGCUCCUGUAUCUCGUCAUGGGCUCGGUACCAUACUCAUGUGGACAGUCUUAUCAAUAAGGAACUGUGGGAGACAAUUCAAAGUCAAUUCCCAGAGGAAUGUAGACACCGGAACCCUGGGGAAGAAAGGCCUUCAUUGCGCUUCAGUGAUGAUCCUCCAGUUCGAUUGCUAAGUAAUCCCGGGGAAUUGAGGAAAGAAUAUGAAGAGGAGAUGAUGAGGAUGGAGGCCGAGCGCCAGGCCACCGAGGAAAGACAAAACAGAGCCACUGAGGAAUUCAUAAGACAAUUAUUGGCAAAGGAAUUGGAGGAGGAAAAACUGUGGGCAGAAAAGUGCAGACUGGAGGAACAACAGCAAAGAGAGGCAGAAGAGGCUAAAAAGAGCUGCACCACUGAUCCAGUCACAUCGCCAAGAAAAAAAAAGAGCAAACAAAAACACUGUGACAAUGUUCCGAAGUUUUCCCUUUCUCAGCCUCAGCUUGAAUCAGCAUUGCAGUAUGAAACUGUUCAGGACAGCAAGAAAACGUCUGGUAGGGGACAAGAAACGAAAACUGAAGAAAAUAUGCCAGCAGCUACUUUGUCAACAGGUCCUGAGAAUCCUAAACAAGGUACUUCAAAUUCACCUUACAAAAUUUUUCAUAGCUAUGAUGCAGAAGUGGGCAGUUCACAUGAGGCACCAAGCUGCUCCUAUCACGACACUAAUGUCCCAUUUAAGAACAUUAAACCUGAAGCUACCACUCAUUCUUCUGCCCAGAGAAAGAGCAUGAGCAGUGAGUCAGGUAUAACAGAGGAAAUUGGAAGCUGCACAACUGAGGCAAAAGAAAAAAUGUCUCCUCCUUCGAGUGGAAAACAUACUUCUAAAAGAAGGCAUAAGGAAUAUCCAUCUGAAGCAGAAGCUGAUGAGCCUGGCGUUUCUCACGAAAUACCCAGUACAUCUUCCUUGGAUGACAAGGAAGAACAAGAUUUAAUUACCAAAAAGCUGAUAGAUUUGGAGCAAAUGUAUUAUGAGAAGCAUUUACAAGAAAAACAAGACAGAUUAUUUGCAUUGGAGCUUCAAAGAGCACUGGAUGAAGAAGAAAAGAGGAAAAUGUGGGAUAAGAAGACCUUACGGAACCGUAAGGUCCACUAUGAUGUCUUCCAUCCAGACACCUCAGCAAAAAAGGAUUCCAAAGAUAAGAACAUCUGA
This is a messenger RNA of Arvicanthis niloticus (Nile rat), 1344 nucleotides long. The record is from RefSeq and is a predicted model, not a curated record. NCBI's taxonomy places the organism in Eukaryota, Metazoa, Chordata, Mammalia, Rodentia, Muridae.